UAAUGAACAAAGAGCUCCACCCUCAUCGCUGCCACAGCCACAGCCACGGCCUCUGCGUCAAAGGCAAAGGUAAAGCAUUUUCCAGGAACUCUCUGUGCACCUCCAGCAUGGAUGCUUUUCAGCCCAUCGUCAAAUUCUUUCUUAACCAGAGAACUGCAAUUGGCUACAGCUUCAUGGCUCUGCUGACUCUGGGCAGCGAGAGGCUCUUCUCCCUCGUGGCUUUUAAGUGCCCCUGCAGCAAUGAGAACAUGGCUUACGGGCUGGUGUUCCUUUUUGCGCCUGCCUGGGUGUUACUGAUCCUAGGGUUCUUUCUGAACAACCAGGCAUGGAGGCUUUUCACAGGCUGCUGUGUAAACCCCAGGAAAAUCUUCCCCAAGGGCCACGGCGGUCGCUUCUUCUAUGUCCUUGGCCAGAUCACUCUGAGUUCACUAGUGGCUCCAGUGAUGUGGCUUUCUGUGACUUUGCUUAAUGGAACUUUCUAUGAGUGUGCCAUGAGCGGGACGAAAAGUUCCAGGAUCCUGGAUCUGAUCUGCAAGGGCAAGCCCAAAGAGUGCUGGGAGGAACUUCACAAGGUGUCUUGUGGCAAAACCAGCAUGCUGCCUGCCGACAACGAAGAAGUCAGACUAUCCCUGCAAGCCCAGUCUCAGAUUUUAGGAUGGUUCCUGAUUUGUUCAGCAUCUUUCUUCUCUCUGCUCACCACUUGCUAUGCGCGCUGCCGGUCUAAAGUUAGCUAUCUGCAGCUGAGUUUUUGGAAGACGUAUGAACAAAAGGAAAAGGAGCAUUUGGAAAACACAUUUGUGGACUACGCUGACAAGCUGAGUGAGAGGAACCUGAAAUGCUUUUUUGAAAACAAGAGGCCAGAUGCCUUUCCCCUGCCCACCUUUGCCGCCUGGGAGGCUGCUUCGGAGCUGCAUUCUUUCCACACAAGCAAGCAGCAUUACAGCACCCUCCACAAGGUGGUGGAUGAUGGUCUGGAGCCCUGCCCCCAGGAUGCUGAGACUUCGAUGAUUCUCGUAGGCACUGCCCAGGAUCUGUAGCUGCUACCCUGCCACGGACUCACAGCGCUCAGCAGUGCAUCUGUUCUGACAGCCUCCAGGGGAACCCACACCAGGCUCACAUCUCUGUAUUUUUUUCUGUGACAAAAAGGGAAACGUCUUUGAAGUUCUCAAGCACAGUAAAUGUCAGGAUGUGAUCAAGCUGACGCAGAUAAUGAGCCUGCCUGGAUGAAGGACUGGGUGCAGGAGGGGCAACCAUUGGUCCAACUUCUAAGAUUUUACGAUUUAACAAAUAGCUUUAUGCAAGACGCUCUGCCACUCUGUAAAUAUGAUUCACGCAUUCUGGAGGCUGAAGCAGUCACUUUGGAGGGAGCUAGAUACUCUGACUGUGGAUGACAGGAUGCAGUGACAUCUGAGGCAUUGUCAGUGGGAGUCCUGGAGUUGUACAAAUCCAGCCUGAUGUGACCUGUGCCUUUUAAGGCAUGUGAAAUUCUCCCAUUUAAAAUUCUUUCCCUUAGAGUCAAAAGGCCCCAGUUCUCAAGAAUAACCAGCUACAAGAACAUGAUGUGUGAAAUCCGAAGGUCUCUCUAUGCACUCACUGUGUGCUGGAAGACCAUCCCUGGAGGGGAGACAUAUCAUAGUGUUGUGGACCCUGGACACCACUGCCUUCACAGAGAAGUUUCAGUUUCUACACACAUAUAUGACUGCACCGAUAUAAAUACAAAUAAUAUACAUUUAAACACUUUGCUCAACCUAAAGGUUCAUUUAUUAUCUUCUAAUUUAAAUUAAAAACAUUCUCAUGGGCCCUCAUGUGGCACACUGCCUAGUAUGCUACAAGUAUGUCUCAGUCAGUCUGAGUUACUAUAACACAAUGCCACAGCCUGGGAAGCUUAUAAACAACCCAGAUGCAUUUCUCACAGUUCUACAGAUUGGGAAUUCUGAGAUCAGGUCACUGCAUGUUUGUGUUCUAGUGAGGGCCCCCUUCAAUUUGCAGAUUGCUGGAUCCUUGCUGAAUCCACCCACAGUGGGAAGAACCAUAAGUUCCCUGGGAUAGGACACUGAUCCCAUGUCUGAAGGCUCUUCCCAUAUGAUAUAAUUACCACUCAAGCCUUGGAGUUUAAGGUCUCGACACAUGAGUGGGGUGGAGUGUUACAAAUAUUAAUACUGUAGCAGGGUAAACUGUUCUGACUCAAGUAUUACUAGCACCAAACUAUUUUGCAGUUUUGCAUUUAUCAAAAAUGAUGCAAAUUUUGCACUCUACUAUGUGAUAUACAUUCACACUGGUGAGUGUGUGUCUGUGUCCACAUGCCUGUAUGCAAAGUUCUCCUUGAGUGGAAUUACGCUUCAGUAAGGACAGGCCCGGUUUUUUACUGUGGCUCACCCCUGGCAUCACUGGAAGCCAUAGCUGCAGGUUUGAGAAAGCUGGAUAUUAGCCCCUUAUUACCAUAAACCAUGAUGACAAACUGGGGCUCCGACCCUAUAGAGCCAAUCUAUGACACUGUGUCUUAUUAGAAGAAACUUGUGCUCUGUCUUCAUGCUCACUCCUGUCACGGAAUUUCUACCAGCCUUGGGGUCACCACGAUGUGCCUUUUUGUAUACCAAUGAGAUGACAGCUGUGGGAUGGGAACUGGUUGCCGGAGGAAUUGCCAUGUGAUUACAAGGUUGAAACUUUUAGCCCUAUCCUCAAACCUCCAGGGAAUAGAGAGGGGCUGAUCAUUGAGUUGGUCACCUUGGCCAUUAUGGUAAUCAAUCAUGCCAACGUAAGGAAGCCUCCACAAAAACUCUCCAAAGGUCAGGAUUCUGAGAGCUCUAACACAUGGAGGGUAGGAUCUGCAGAGGAGGCACAGAAACCCUCUGACCCUUCUGCCCACACUUGGCUCUAAGCAUUGCUGCCAUUAGGCUGUGCCUGACUUGUGUGGUAUGUGAAGCAAGUAACAGUAAGCUAAGCACUUUCCUGAGAGCUGAGAGACACCCUUGCAUAUAAUGGAGCCUGAGGAAGGGCUCAUGAGAAACUGAUUCACAGGGGAAGGAGGGAGGGAGAAGAUUAGAUACGAGAGGGGCAGAAGAGAUGCAAUAAAGAAAGAAAAAAUUCAUCAGAGAGAAAUGCUUCUUUUUAGCCCUUCUUGGCUUGGAGCUCCUCUUCCCUUGAGUGUCUGCCAACUUGGAAAAAAGCAGAUGGGAACCAGCCUCACUCUGUCCAUCUCCUGGGCUGGGUGAAAGGUUAGAGAGGCAGUUCUACGAAAGUGGCUUAGUUACAGCAAGCUGCCAGUGAUGGAGCUGGCUCUGAGCACCCGAACCCCAGAGGCUUUCUGCAGUUAGAUAGUGCACACUCAUGGCAAUCACUGCCUCAUUCAGGAAGAUUCAUGCUGAUUAAAAAGAAGCCAGCAGCCUCGGGUACUUUUUAACUGCAGCUUAGUAAGCAGCAGAGUAGCUCACCCUCCUAUUCCGAGCAUGACUCAUCCUAGCAUGAGUUGGGUGCUUCUCCUGACUCCUGGUCUUAAUUCCUCCAGAACACUGCUUAAACUCAGAAAGGAAAGCAGGUGCAAGGAAUUGUAUCUGUCAGGGCUAACUAUGGAGGCAAUGGAUGGAGACAGGGUGGACCAGUUGGUGUCUGCCCUUGAUGUCCCUAGGAACAGGUACCCACCAAGAGGCAUGAAAGCCAGCUGGUUUUGGUAGGGGAAAUUUCAGAAGAGUGGACAGUUGGUUGCCUUAGGUUGGGCAAGCGAUGUUUAAUACAGGAAGCCAUGCAUAAGUGACUUAUUAGUAAGGAAUGUGCUCAAGAGAAACCUGCUAGCAGGAUGGACACAAGGAAGAGUGAGGUUUCAAGUGAAGGCUCAGUCUGCUGGGGAAUUAAGGGUCACUGGCACCUUUCCCUGGGGUCUAUAGACUGCUAACUAGGGCUUCUUCCCCAAGGGGAACUGGGAGUUUUGGUGUGCCUGUGAGUCAUUCCUGAGUAGCGGUGGUCCAGGGGGUGACCCUCCAGAAAGGCUUGCACCACAGUAACUGAAUGAUGGACAUCCUGAAAUUAAGUAUCUGGAGAGGAUGUGGAAGGGUCCCAUUCAAAUCUGCUAUUCCGGCCUCCUUUAGGUCUAGAAGCGAAGCAUACAGCAACAACCCUGGACUACAGCCAAUCAGAGUCCAGGUCGACUUGCUUUUUAAACUUCUAAUUUCCUUUAAAACCCAAAGACAAUAAAUGUGGGUACCAUGUCUUCUUGUAUGGCCAUUGUUCUAAUACAUAAAGGAAAAGGGGAGGAGAAUGCUCAGUGGUAUACCUUGAUGUAUUUGCAUACAAGGAAUAUAUACAAAGAAAAAAAUUCAAUGACAUUUAACACCUAUUUCAUGAAAAUUAUCCUAUGAAUAAACUGUGUAUAAAUGUAAA
Molecule: messenger RNA, 4374 nt
Organism: Cavia porcellus (domestic guinea pig)
Lineage: Eukaryota; Metazoa; Chordata; Mammalia; Rodentia; Caviidae
Gene: Calhm5
Product: calcium homeostasis modulator family member 5
Exons: 2
Coding region: 3-1037 (344 amino acids)
Cellular component (GO): plasma membrane
Molecular function (GO): monoatomic cation channel activity
Source: RefSeq, a predicted model, not a curated record